AUGGCUUUGGCAUUUCGAAGCGUGGCACAACUAGCUGGAAUUUCAUUCUCUUUGCUGGGAUGGGCUUUGUCCUGUCUUACAAACUACCUGCCACAAUGGAAAAACCUCAACCUGGACUUGAACGAAAUGGAGAACUGGACCAUGGGACUCUGGCAAGCCUGCGUCGUCCAAGAGGAAGUGGGGACGCAGUGCAAGGACUUUGAGUCCUUCCUGGCUCUGCCGGCCGAACUCAGGAUCUCCAGGAUUUUAAUGUUCCUGUCCAACGGCCUGGGGCUCCUGGGCCUGCUGGUCUCCGGCUUUGGCCUGGACUGCCUGAGGAUCGGAGAGACGCGGCCAGGCCUCAAGAAGGGACUGCGGGUCCUGGGAGGGGCUCUGCUCUGGGCGGCAGGCGUCGCGGCCCUGGCCCCGGUGUCUUGGGUGGCCCACAUGACCGUCCAGGAGUUCUGGGACGACACCGUGCCGGAGAUCGUGCCCCGCUGGGAGUUUGGGGAAGCCCUCUUUCUGGGCUGGUCCGCCGGGCUUUCCCUCCUCCUGGGAGGGUGCCUGCUCAACUGUGCGGCCUGCGCUCCCCAGGCGGCUCCGGCUUCGGGCACCUAUGCGGCGGUAGAGAUGUAG
Messenger RNA from Hyaena hyaena (striped hyena), 615 nucleotides. RefSeq names its product claudin 22 (gene CLDN22). Gene Ontology annotation, molecular function: structural molecule activity. NCBI's taxonomy places the organism in Eukaryota, Metazoa, Chordata, Mammalia, Carnivora, Hyaenidae. Bases 1 to 615 code for a protein of 204 amino acids. Gene Ontology annotation, cellular component: plasma membrane; bicellular tight junction. The record is from RefSeq and is a predicted model, not a curated record. The transcript has a single exon. Gene Ontology annotation, biological process: bicellular tight junction assembly; cell adhesion.